Molecule: messenger RNA, 1604 nt
Organism: Pectinophora gossypiella (pink bollworm)
Lineage: Eukaryota; Metazoa; Arthropoda; Insecta; Lepidoptera; Gelechiidae
Gene: Lim3
Product: LIM/homeobox protein Lhx3
Exons: 7
Coding region: 32-1243 (403 amino acids)
Biological process (GO): neuron differentiation; regulation of transcription by RNA polymerase II
Cellular component (GO): nucleus
Molecular function (GO): RNA polymerase II transcription regulatory region sequence-specific DNA binding; DNA-binding transcription factor activity, RNA polymerase II-specific
Source: RefSeq, a predicted model, not a curated record
CAGUGCGUUUAUCGGACGUAGUGGUGAAUUGAUGGAGGCUUACGUAGGCGUGGUGGCGGAGUGCGAGGCGCGCGACAUGCCGGGCCCGAUGGACGCAGCCCUCGACUCCAUGCAUCAGCUGGACCCUCCACCGCCCGAUGUAUUGCUUGCUCUGCUGGCUAGGAACAAAGCGCUCGAAGCCAGUAUCCCGAAAUGUGGCGGGUGUCACGAGAUGAUCGUGGACCGCUACGUGCUGAAGGUGUCAGACCGCACGUGGCACGCGGGGUGUCUCCGCUGCGUGGAGUGCCGCGCCAUGCUCUCCGGGAAGUGCUUUGCCCGGAACAACCAGCUCUACUGCACCGACGACUUUUUCAAGCGGUUCGGCACCAAGUGCGCGGGGUGCGGGCAGGGCAUCCCUCCGACGCAGGUGGUGCGCCGCGCGCAGGCGCACGUCUACCACAUGCGCUGCUUCGCCUGCGCGGCGUGCGCGCGCACCCUCAACACUGGCGACGAGUUCUAUUUGAUGGAAGACGGGAAACUUGUCUGCAAACCCGACUAUGAAGCUGCUAGAGCGAAAGGUGCAGAAGGUUCGUUAGACGGCGACGCGGCGAGCAAGCGGCCGCGGACGACGAUCACGGCUAAGCAGCUGGAAACGUUGAAGAGUGCCUACAGCAGCAGCCCUAAGCCCGCCCGACAUGUCCGGGAGCAGCUGGCGCAAGACACCGGCCUGGACAUGCGGGUCGUGCAAGUCUGGUUCCAGAACAGACGAGCAAAAGAAAAGCGACUGAAGAAGGACGCGGGACGCACGCGCUGGUCGCAGUACUUUAGGUCGAUGAAGGGGUCGGGAGGCGGGUCACCGCGGCACGACCGCCUGCUUGACAAAGACGAGCUGAAGAUAGACCUUGAUUCCUUCAGCCAUCACGAGCUGAGUAACGACAGCUACAGCACGGUGGCGCUAGGCGGCGAGGAGGGGUCGCCUGCGGGGGGCGGCGGCGCGGGCGCAACUGGGGGCGCUAGAUACGCCGCCACGCCGCCUUACCUCCGGGCGCACUCACCUCCGCACCCUCACUACCAUUAUCCUCCUGAUCACCUGGUUUAUACUAACAUUGGUCAAGCAAUGAGCGGUGCCGGGCUAGGCACGGGCGCAGGCGGCGCUUCAGACCUGAGUAGCUCGUCAUCUCCCGCGGCGGGUGGCUAUCCGGACUUCCCGCCGUCCCCGGACUCAUGGCUAGGCGAGCACUACUCCCCGCGAGGGUUCCCCUAGCGGCGGCCACCGCCGGCGCACGCGCAGCCCGCGCCCCCGCCGCUCUCCCUGCCCUACCCCCCGCCAGCUCUCGCUCAGCAACCGCUCGAACUUGUCGUCAAGCGAGAACUGUGACCAGUAACUGUUUACCAUAACUUUGUAACAAGUUUUAUCGUGUAAAUUUAUUAUUAUAACACCUUACGAGACAAUGAAACUAUGAAACAAAAGGUGUAAUCUCAACUCCAGGUAUUGAGAUAUGAGAUUCUAGUGACGUGGGUAAAGUUAAAGCGCAAAUUGAACAGUCUUUAAACGCCUUAUAUGUAGCAAGGUAUGUAAAUAAAUUACUAGGUUUAUAUAAUGUGAAUGUCACUACUGAUGUAAA